CGGACGAAGAUACCCUCGUUCCUAGUCCUCGCCUGCACGCAGCUGCGGACCAGGGCAUCGGGUUGCGCAUGCGACUGAGCAGGUCAGACAAGGAGAGCGAGUGGCGAGGAUUCGGCUCUCGUCUCAUGAGAAGUCGCGCACCCUUCCUGCGAGUCGAUCGCACAGCCAUACAUCCCUUUCUCGAAUUCGGAAAUCAUUCAUUUUCACCCCCUUCCCGACCUGAAGUGGGUGUCCUUGCGGCCCAGGGAUGCAUCGCUACCAGCCAGCGAUCGGGUCGCCUGACUUUCAAGCUCAAGAUAAUUUACUGGGCUACGAUCGUCAAUGCCCCAAGCCGAAGUAAUGUACUAGCACCACCCUAAGGCGCAGCCUGAAGUAUGAAGAGUCCCAAAGCUCGCUGGGUUUGCUGUACAGUCACUACCAGCGAUGAACACCCUCGAUCUCGUAGUCGAGUCGCUGGCGUGCAUCGUCUACAAUGACGACGGAGUCGG
This is a messenger RNA of Schizophyllum commune H4-8, 488 nucleotides long. RefSeq lists its product as uncharacterized. NCBI's taxonomy places the organism in Eukaryota, Fungi, Basidiomycota, Agaricomycetes, Agaricales, Schizophyllaceae. The transcript is spliced from 2 exons. The coding region runs from base 69 to 359 and encodes 96 amino acids. The record is from RefSeq and is a predicted model, not a curated record.